UUUAAGGAAUUAAAAAAAUCUGACUGUGAUUUUCUGUCACAAACCAAACAUCGUAAACUGAUAUUGGAGCGCCCCCUACCGUCCCGGUCAGUGAAUAUAUACUGGGAUCAUUAGGUUGGUUCUCGGUCGUACAUAACCACGCAGUGUCAUGUGACGGUCGGGGGUGUAAUUGUCACUCUGGCGCAUGCGUGGUGAGUCCACUAGAAGAGGGGCGUGGCGUUGGAUGUCCGGGGAGGAUGAAGUUAAUCGAGCUGCCAAUCAUCGGGCUCCCUCACCGAGUGGGUGUGGCCUCCUGUGUACUCGGCCGCUAUUGGACACCGGACACUACGGGCUGUUCCGGGUUAGGAGGAAGAAGCUGACGUGCUGCACGUCCGGGUGUUACCAGGUGACAGCGGCGCCGGUGCAGCCUCCCGCUCCAUGGCGCAAUGACAGGUGCUCUGAGCGGCAGUAGAAGCCGAGCUCCCGGUCACGGUUUAUUCUUCGUUCUCUGUGGUGCCGCAUAGGGGUUCCCGCUGGCCGGGUUGAAGGCAGCCAUCCCUGCAUACAGCUGCAGGAUUAUGGGCUCUGAGAGCAGCUCCAUGAGGGGAUUCACUCUGCAGGACCCGCCAUGGACUCACCCCUCCGGGCUCACCAUCCACCCGGCUCAGCUGCAGGAGGGGCGCCCGGCCUCGGUGUUCGUGUAUCAGCCGGACAACCAGGAGAAGGUGGACAAGGCGGCGAAGCAUCUGAAAACCUUACGUCACCCGUGUCUUCUGCGUUUUCUGUCAUGUUCUGUGGAGGAGGAUGGGAUCUACCUUGUGACAGAACGGGUGCAGCCCUUGGAGAUGCUCCUCCAGAAGCUUUCAGCUGAUGAAAUCUGUGCUGGCAUCUAUGAUAUUCUCCAAGCUCUGGUUUUCCUGCAUGAAAGGGGAAAGGUUUCCCAUAACAACAUUUGCCUGUCAUCCCUGUUUGUAAGUGAAGAUGGACACUGGAAACUGGGUGGAAUGGAAAUGGUCUGUAAGCUGACAGAGGUGACACCGGAGUCUGCAGAGUUUGGCAUUUUGCCAGUAUCUUUAAGCCAUGCUCGUGAUGCUUUCUUGUUUGGACGGUUGGUAGAAAGUCUUCUGGCACAUGUUAAAGAUCAGUCUGAAGUGCUCUCUAGCUUCAAGAUCACUGUAAAGAACUUACUUCUGAAUCCCGAACCAGAGCUCCGACCCGCCCUGUCAACAUUACUGAACCAUAACUUCUUUAGAAAUGAUUUUCUUGAAGUUGUCAACUUCUUAGAAAGUUUAACUGUGAAAACCGAAGAUGAGAAGAAUGAGUUUUUCAAGACUUUGUUGGACAGAGUAUCUUCCUUGCCCGAAGAGCUUAUAUCCUCAAGGCUGGUUCCUCUUCUUCUCAACCAGUUUGUAUUUGCUGAGCCUAUGGCUACAAAAAGCUUCUUGCCUCAUCUUCUCAGACCUAAAAGAGAUAUUAUGGGAAGAAACCGUGAAGAUUGCCUUCUGUCCCCACCUCUCUUCCAGACCAAAGUCAUCCCAGUAUUGAUGAAAAUGUUCGAAGUACAUGAAGAGCAUGUUCGGGUGGUUUUGUUGACCCACAUAGAUGCAUAUGGAGAGCUCUUCACGUUAAAAGAGCUGAAAGACAUUAUACUUCCACAAGUGCUCCUGGGUUUACGUGACACAAGUGAUUUACUAGUGUCUGUAACCCUUCGUGGCCUGGCAGCUUUGGUGUGCUUACUUGGACCAGAAACGGUGGUUGGUGGUGGAAGGGUUAAGAUUUUUAAAAGUAUGACCCCGGGAUUUACAAAAAUUACAGAUACAACUCCUGAUGGAUCUCCGGUACACUCUGCCAAUAACCAUCUCAGCCUGACGACACAGAACAGCUUAUGCACUGUACUCCCGAAGAGCAACUUCCCAGAAGUAAAUCAGAAUUGUUUGGCUAAUGUGGAAUUGCAUACACAGGAUUCUUUGAAGGAUUUCAGAAGGAUGGAUUUUCCCACCAAAAGUUUUAAGGAAUAUAAUUUGUCGCACUCAAUGACUGAUGUUCCUGUGGUCAAAACAACUAUCUCCCCUAAAUCUGAACAAAUACAGCAAUUGCCAGAAGACUGGCCAGACUGGAACGAAUCAGAUGGUUUCACAAGUGACAAUUUUGUCAAUAUGGUGCAAAAGACAGAAGAGGUGGGUGAUCCUCCAGAUACUGAGCAGUGGGAUGACUUUAAUGUGCCUGAUCGUCCGAAACCUGAAGCUGCCCAUGUCUCCAAUGAAGAAAAUGUGAAUUUAGAAGAAAAAAGACUUUCCGGUUUGAACUCUGUUCCCAGUUCGGAUAAGACUUCUCUCAGUUACAACCAGUCACCAUCAGUAUUAACAUUAACAAAACCUGCACAGGAUAAAGUCUCUGAUAAGAAACUGGAGUCGUGGAAUAUUUUGGGGGACGAAUUCACAAUAAAGGUCAAGAGCAAAACCAGAGACCCCGAGUUGGAUUUUUUUGCUGAUAUGGCACCAGAAAUCAAAAUGUCUACUGCUUUUUCUUCUCUUGGAUACAAUGAAGACACUGUAAAUAACACGGAGCCCAAUGUACAGCCAAAUAGUAAACAAGAUAAUACAUUUUCAUCCAUAUUUGCUGCUGCUGAAGUGGGAGAGACAGAAGCAGAAGGCUGGGAUGAAGAGAACGAUUUUGGUUGGGAAGAAGAUGCUACCAAGUGGUGACAGUCUAGAGAUUCUCAUCCAAUACUAUUUAUUAUGAAGGUGGACGUUGGCACCGGGCAUUGUGUGUUGACCACACUUGUCUUGAUAGGCUCCUUGUCGGACCAUGGCAUUAACUCUACUGAAUUGGUUCAUGCCAUUGAUUUCUCUUGGUUUUGAAGAAGUGGAUAUUAUCUGAAGUUACAGAUUUUCUACAUUGGAUGUUUUAAGCAAUGAAAUAUAAUAAUUUUACUGAAUUGUUAAAUUUUUUUCCCUUAAAAAUCUUAUGCUGCUUGUUGUGCAAAUGGAUGCCUACCUAAUUCUGUUUUUCAUCAGCCACGUGCGUUUUCGCAUACAUUUUAAAAGCCAUAGUUUCCUAUGAUGUUUAUGUUUUAAUAUAAUACUUGAAAGUAGAGCAAUUGAAAUGACCGUUGACUAUUAUGACACUGUACUUAUUGCAGAUAAAUGAUAAAAUAAUU
Molecule: messenger RNA, 3139 nt
Organism: Hyla sarda
Lineage: Eukaryota; Metazoa; Chordata; Amphibia; Anura; Hylidae
Gene: SCYL3
Product: SCY1 like pseudokinase 3
Exons: 12
Coding region: 558-2684 (708 amino acids)
Biological process (GO): protein phosphorylation
Molecular function (GO): ATP binding; protein kinase activity
Source: RefSeq, a predicted model, not a curated record